Messenger RNA from Musca domestica (house fly), 1113 nucleotides. It is a transcript of the gene BCAS2, whose product is annotated as pre-mRNA-splicing factor SPF27. The record is from RefSeq and is a predicted model, not a curated record. Gene Ontology annotation, cellular component: Prp19 complex; precatalytic spliceosome; catalytic step 2 spliceosome. The transcript has 2 exons. The coding region runs from base 267 to 1088 and encodes 273 amino acids. Gene Ontology annotation, biological process: mRNA processing. NCBI's taxonomy places the organism in Eukaryota, Metazoa, Arthropoda, Insecta, Diptera, Muscidae.
UUCGUUGGGACGUUUUUCAUUUUUGUUUCCAAAGCUCGCAACGAACAACCAACCAAAGAAAGCGCACGCUUGACGCAAUUCUGAAAUAAUUGAAAAAAUCGUCAAAAAAAUCUGCACAAUAACUAAAUUGUAAGAGAUAGAGUGAAAAUAUUCCAAUUCGAAUGUCAAAAACGAAACAAAAAUUAAGCUUAAAAAAUUAAAAACAAGAAUUAAAUUAGAGAUUUUUAAUAAUUCGCUAUCCUUAUUCCUUAUAACAUAAUUGAACAAUGGCCGGAGAAGUCAUUGUUGAUGCUUUGCCUUACAUCGAUCAGGGAUAUGACGAUCCUGGCGUCAGAGAAUCGGCAUUGGCAAUGGUUGAGGAGGAAUGUCGCCGAUAUAGGCCAACUAAAAACUAUUUGGAACACAUGCCACAUUUAUCUACAUCCACGUUUGAAACCAAGUUGAUGGCACAAGAAUUUGAACGCAUUCAAAAUCUGAUACCUAUGGAAACACUGAGUAUGAAGCGUUAUGAACUUCCGCCGCCAUCCGGUAGUCGUUUGUCUGAAGUGUCAGCAUGGGAAGAAUCGAUAGACAAUUCCAAAGCACAAUUGGAACAUCAAUGGGUGAGAGCUAUGAAUUUGGAGUUGAUGUUGGAUUACGGCAUAGAAGCUUGGAAGGCGUACUUGGAAGUAUUUGUUGCAAUGCAGGCUAAAGCGCAGGGGCAGUUGCAAGAAUUGAAAAAAGAAAUACAGGACGUUAAUUGGCAAAGGAAACAAGCACAAACGAAAGCCGGAGAGAGACUUCGACAGUUAGAGGCCAGUUGGGUAUUGUUGGUCUCGAAAAACUAUGAGAUUGAACAACAGUGUGUUGAACUAGAAAAACAAAUUCAUGAAUUAAGAAAACGAAUAUCUGAGAAUGAAGUUCCAGCUGACGUUGAAGCAGAGCCUCCCCAACAGCAGAACGAUCAUCAUAUUGAUGAUGAGGGGGAAGAUGUGAGUAAAAAUGUCCCAGAGGAAACAGUUAUUGAGGAUUCAGAAAAUCAAAAUCAAUAUGAAAAAUCCGAUGAAAACGAUGUUGAAAUGGCAACAGUUGAAGAGAAGGAACAAUAAAAGAACAAUUUAUGACAUACAUGAA